GCAUCGAAAGCCAGAGCUGCAACAUCGCAAGACUUCAAAUAUUCAUUUUCACCAUCUGGACAGCCAGGAGUAGUGAGUACCAUACACUGAAGCCAGGAGUCAGAAGGCUGUUAUAGAUUCUGGAUCGGAUGCUUUGAAAAGGUUCUGGAUGUUGAUUGCGGAAGGGAAGAUUUCUUGUGAUUUUGCACUAAAGACAAUGACAGGUGUGACUUGUGGAAGUGAAGACAAUGAUUAUGAUCAGGUCACGUUGGCUAACAAGAUGACCAUAGGUCACCCCUUGGGGUGCAGGAAAGGUGCAGAGCACAGCAGGGAUGGAGUGAAGGUCCACACCAGGGAUGGUGCAAGUCCCUGUAGGUCCAGAGAUGCCGACACGAGCUCUGUCACCGGAGCCGUAAAGAAACACCAUCACAAGCACAGUAUUAAGCACAGAUAUGAACUUUUGGAGACUUUGGGAAGAGGCACCUAUGGCAAGGUCAAAAGAGCCAUCGAAAGGGAUACUGGGAAGAUGGUUGCGGUGAAGUCUAUUCAGAAAGAGAAGAUCACGGAUGAGCUGGACAGGGUCCAUCUCCAGAGAGAGAUUGAAAUAACUGCGCUGCUGAGACACGAACACAUUAUACAGGUCUUCGAAGUUUUCGAGAGCAGAGAUAAAAUAAUUAUAGUCAUGGAGUACGCCAGCAACGGGGAGCUUUACGACUUCAUAAAUAACAAGCACCAGAUCUCCGAGAGUGAAGCCCGUGGGAUCUUCAGACAAAUUGUUUCCGCCGUUCACUAUUGUCACAAGAACGGAAUUGUCCACCGUGAUAUAAAGCUGGAGAAUAUUCUUCUGGAUGACAAACUGAAUGUAAAGCUUGCAGAUUUUGGACUGUCAAACUUCUACCACAAGAACCAAGUUUUGGAAACAUACUGCGGAAGUCCUCUUUAUGCAUCUCCGGAGAUCUUAAAUGGCCUUCCGUACCAAGGACCAGAAGUUGACUGCUGGGCCCUCGGCGUCUUGCUCUACGCGCUGGUGUAUGGCAGUAUGCCGUUUGACAACAGCAGCUAUAAAACCCUUGCAGAACAGAUCCGCAGCGGACACUACAGGCAGCCUCCUCACCUCUCAGGAGCCUGUGGACUCAUUGACUGGACACUGGCAGUUAAUUCGGCCAAUAGAGCCACAAUAGAAGAUAUGGCAAACCACUGGUGGGUCAACUGGGGUUACGACUCGGUGGUGUGCGACUGCGACUCGGUGGCCGACUGUCACUCUCCUCUGUUGGCUCGCUAUAUCGAAUGUCAGAAUACCCUUGGCUUCAAAGGGACCAAUAAGAAGCAAAGUGGGGGUCCCCUAGAGAAAGAAGAAUAUGAAGGAUGCCUGAGAAAAUCCAAAAAGGAGAAUGACAUUAAUCAGUCCCAACAAGAACUGAGUUUCAGUGUCCCCAGCCAAAAACCAAAGGGAAUCCUCAAGAAAAGGAGCAGCUUUGACAGCUCGUUUUUGAACUCCUCGGCUUUCUCUGAAAAGCUUACCCAGAAUGGCUCAGAGCUAAACGGAGAAGCGCAAACCACCCCAGCCUGUAGCCCGCACACGUCAGCUAACAACGAAAGCCAAAUGCCAAAGAAAGGAAUCCUCAAAAAAACCUACGAAAGAGAAUCGGGGUAUUCAUCGUCUCCAGAAAGAAUAAUAUCGCCAUCGGAUUGCCACAAGGCAUCUCUUCGUGUUCAGGAAGAAAAAACGAAACCUGCGAAUCAUCUGAAGAGAAGGAAAGGUAUCCUAAAAAGGAACGGACGGUUUUCUACCAGUCUGGACCUGCCGGUUGACUGUUCCGCACUAAGCCUUUCCGACUCCUUAGAAGAUUUGAUCUUUUCGAAUGCAGAGCCGGCAGUGAGUCCGAGUCGCCCAUCAAGUGUCAUUAGCGAUGACAGCUUCCUUUCAAGUGAUUCGUUUGACCUGCUCGAUAUGGUCUCGGAGACAAAAAGCCAGCUUUUUACUUACACUUCUCAGAACGUUUAUAGCUCCGAGGAAGACGAUCUAUUGUCCGGCAAACUCAUCAGGAACCUGUCCAGUAAAAAUCAUCAAUUCUAAAGAAAUUGCUGAAAAUCUGUGGUCAACGAAGACCUCACAUGCAGAGAAACGUGAUUUUAGUAAAUAGUGCAGUACUUUAUCAUUUUUAUACUUUUUUUCAUACUGUCACUCUUGAAAAAAAAAAAGUAGUAGAGUUUGUGCCAAGCACACUGACAGCCAUGCCAUGCGUUCUUACUAAAUGCAUUAAGAUGUUUACAGAUAGUCACGUUAUUUCUCUUAAGCCAAAGGAAACGGAGUAACAAAAUAUGGAAAUGCCAGAGCAUUCCGUUUCACGAGGGAAUUAUAAAUAACGUGAUGCUAAGAAAAACAUUUGUCCUGCUUUGAGACUUGAAUAGAGUACAAUGGCUGGUUUUAUAACAAAAAUAAAAGAAAAACAAAUCCCGUAAACCUAACCGGCACAAAUGAUCAGCUCGACUUAACCUCUUGGUUACCAGGAGCUCCAAUGUGCACAUAGAACGUUUAAAGGCAUA
Molecule: messenger RNA, 2526 nt
Organism: Spea bombifrons (plains spadefoot toad)
Lineage: Eukaryota; Metazoa; Chordata; Amphibia; Anura; Pelobatidae
Product: NUAK family SNF1-like kinase 1
Exons: 8
Coding region: 149-2056 (635 amino acids)
Biological process (GO): protein phosphorylation; microtubule cytoskeleton organization; intracellular signal transduction
Cellular component (GO): cytoplasm
Molecular function (GO): ATP binding; protein serine/threonine kinase activity; tau-protein kinase activity
Source: RefSeq, a predicted model, not a curated record